AUGGGACCGCAAGGUAAACGAUGGCCGAAGUGGAAGCAGCGGCGCGAUAACUCGGGCGACGACGUCACGGAGGAGAACCGCGCGAAGAAGCUGCACCACGGCGUGAAGUGCAUUCGCAAGGCGCUGAAGAAGGCGAGGACGUUCGAGGAGCGCAAGAUCCAGCGCCGCGCGACGCAAGCGGCGGCGGCGACGAUGACACCGACGAGCGCGAACAAAGUCGACGCCGCGAAGCUCUCCACGCAGCUCGCGGCGGCUCGCGCGCUCGACGUCGACGCCCUCGGGGCGCACGUCGGCGAGAUGACGCUGCGCGCGGUGCUCCGCGGCGAAGACGCGCCGUCCGCGGCGGAGGCGCUGCCGGCGACGAACGACUCGGAGACGAAGGCGUCGUCGAAAGCCGUCGGCGCCGCGGCGGUGAAAGCCGCGGGGACGACCGCCGCGCUCGUCGUCGCGCGGCGCGUGCUCGCCGCGGCGUGCGUUCGAGAGGAAAUCAACGCGCUGCAGGAGAAGCUCGCGCUCGUGGGGGACCGGCAGGAGUGGGCGAAGGGAAGACUCGCGAGAGAGGAAGCGCGAAGGAGAGCGAAAGAGGACGAGAAAGCGAAGAAGGAGGCGGCUCGAGAGGAGGCGCAGAGAGAGAGAGAGGAAGCGAAACGGCGGACGACGAGCCGCGGUCCGGGAGACGUCGACGCGCAGGUGGACGACGUGGACGACGACGUGGACGACGACGAGGACGAGGAGGAGGAGGAGGAGGAGGAGGACGACGGCGAGAGCGAGAGCGAGGAAGAGGAAGAGGACGAGAGAGCGUCCGAGUCUGAGUCCGAGUCUGGCGACGCGUCCGCGUCCGACGGCGAGCGCGGGGACCUCGAGGAGGACGACUGGAGCAGCGGCGGCGAAGAGAACGCGCGGCCGGAGCUCAGCGACAGCGACUCGGAGAGCGACAGCGACGACAUCGUCAUCCGCGACGACGACGGCGAGCUCCGAAAGUUUCUUGCGGCCGAGGGCGAGGAGGAGGAGGAGGAGGAGGAGGAGGAGGACGACGACGCGCGGUUCGAGCGCGAGAGCGACAGCGACGUGGACCCGGACGACGAGCUCCCGCCCGAGCUCGCGAGGAUCCUGGGCGUGGACAAGAAACCCGCGAAGCCGUCGAGCGCGCGCGCCGCGGGUAAGCCGGAAAAGCCGUCGGACGCGAAGGGAAAAAACGCCCGCGGCGGCGCGGCGAAGAAGGCGCCGCCGGCGAAAAAGCCGAAGAAGCGCAUGGGCCAACGCAAGCGGCGGCUGCUCGCGGAGCAGAUGCACGGCGACAACGCGAAUCACAUCAAGAGAUCGCGCGAGGAGCGCGAGCGCGUGGAGCGGCAGAAGCGCGAGCAGGAAGAGAACAUGCACCCGGCGUGGGCGGCGAAACGCGCGGCGGCGGCGGCGGCGACGGCGGCGGCGCCGAAGGGUAAGAAGAUGUCCUUCGGCGAGGACGGGUCGUCGCCGAUGCAGACCGUCCCGCCGCCGCCCGCGAGAGGAGGCGGCGGACGCGGCGGCGGUCGCGGCGGUCGCGGAGGUCGCGGUGACGGCGGCGGCGGGAGAGGCGCGCCGCGGACCGCGGGACGCGAGAGAGGCGGCGGCGGCGGCGGCGCGAAGCCGCCGCCGCGGAGGGGCGACGACGAGGGGAAGAGAGCUUCUUCCGAUAAGGCGUCGAAGCCGAGACCGAGGAAGGUGUACGUCGGCGAGAUCAAAGGCGGCACCGGCGAGGUCGUCGGGACCGUCACGAAGCCGAUGGGUCCGAGCGGGAACAAGGAUAAGGACGCGGCGCGGAAAAGUCCCGGCGGCGGCGGAGGCGGCGGGGGGCGUUUCGUCAGCGCGGAGGAAGCCGCCGCCGCGCACCCAUCGUGGUCGGCGAAGAGGAAAGCCGCGGACGAGGCCUGGGGGGCGACGAAGCCGUCCGGGAAAAAGAUCACGUUCGACGACUGA
Messenger RNA from Micromonas pusilla CCMP1545, 1956 nucleotides. RefSeq lists its product as uncharacterized. The coding region runs from base 1 to 1956 and encodes 651 amino acids. The transcript has 2 exons. The record is from RefSeq and is a predicted model, not a curated record. Lineage: Eukaryota; Viridiplantae; Chlorophyta; Mamiellophyceae; Mamiellales; Mamiellaceae.